This is a messenger RNA of Ostreococcus lucimarinus CCE9901, 246 nucleotides long. RefSeq names its product MPT family transporter: inner membrane translocase (import) Tim13. The coding region runs from base 1 to 246 and encodes 81 amino acids. NCBI's taxonomy places the organism in Eukaryota, Viridiplantae, Chlorophyta, Mamiellophyceae, Mamiellales, Bathycoccaceae. The transcript has a single exon. The record is from RefSeq and is a predicted model, not a curated record.
AUGGCGCACGAACAGAACCCCGAGGCGGUGAUGCACCAAGUCAAAGCCGAGCUCGCGAACGCGUACGCGCAGGAGUUCUUCACGACGGUUCGGGACAAGUGCUUUCAAAAGUGCGUCACCAAACCGGGCGGGUCGAUGUCGAGCGGCGAAGCGACGUGCCUGUCGAGGUGCACGGACAGGUACGUCGAGGCGACGAAGAUGAUUUCGCACGUCGUGUUGCAAGCGUACUCCAAGGGUGGGGUGUGA